Messenger RNA from Neoarius graeffei (lesser salmon catfish), 931 nucleotides. RefSeq names its product eukaryotic translation initiation factor 4E family member 1B (gene eif4e1b). The transcript has 7 exons. Gene Ontology annotation, biological process: translational initiation. The record is from RefSeq and is a predicted model, not a curated record. The coding region runs from base 41 to 688 and encodes 215 amino acids. Gene Ontology annotation, molecular function: RNA 7-methylguanosine cap binding; translation initiation factor activity. NCBI's taxonomy places the organism in Eukaryota, Metazoa, Chordata, Actinopteri, Siluriformes, Ariidae. Gene Ontology annotation, cellular component: eukaryotic translation initiation factor 4F complex; cytoplasm.
GGCAGUUUGCAGGUGCGCGCGCGCCAACAUCUGAUCCAACAUGGCGGCUUGUGCUGUUCAGCUGAUUGACAAACGGCCUAGGACAAUAGUUGAGAAAAGAGAGACCCCAGUGGUACUUGUGAGGAAAGAGCUGCAUGUAAAGCAUCCAUUACAAAACCGCUGGGCUUUGUGGUUCUACAAGAAUGAUAAGAACAAAAUGUGGCAAGAUAAUUUGAGACUCAUCACCAAGUUUGAUACUGUUGAGGAUUUCUGGGGGUUGUACCAUAACAUUCAGAUGGUCAGCAAACUUUCAUCAGGAUGUGACUAUUCUGUGUUCAAGGAUGGAAUCAAACCUAUGUGGGAAGACCGGAGCAAUAAAUGUGGAGGCCGUUGGCUCAUUACCCUCUCCAAACAGCAGAGACACUCGGAACUUGACCGCUUCUGGCUGGAAACGCUGUUGUGCCUCAUUGGUGAGGGUUUCAGUCCUUACAGUAGAGAUGUCUGUGGUGCCGUCAUUAACGUUCGUGCCAAAGGAGACAAAAUUGCUAUCUGGACGACGAACACUGAGAACGCUGAGGCCGUAACAUGCAUCGGCCGGAAGUAUAAAGAGAGACUCGGCCUUCCAUCGAAGCUUGUGAUUGGAUAUCAGGCCCAUGCUGACACAGCCACCAAGAGCAACUCCAUCACCAAGAACAAGUUUGUCGUCUGAACAGAAGCAUUGCUGCGUCCUGUUCACAUGUUGAGCACUUUUUUUUUUCCCCUCCUUUUCUAUCACAUUCACUUUUUUUUUUUUUUUUUUUUCCCCUUUUGCAUCAUCCCCCUAUUAGGGGGUGAAUGCUUUGGUCUAUGACGUUUUUUGGGGGGUUGGUCCUUUCCUUUCCACUCCACAAUAAAAUUUUGUCUAUGGUUGGUCUUGAUGCACUCAUGGUUAUCCUUUCACAAAGAUUGAAAU